Messenger RNA from Ostertagia ostertagi, 405 nucleotides. Lineage: Eukaryota; Metazoa; Nematoda; Chromadorea; Rhabditida; Trichostrongylidae. The record is from the annotation of a GenBank genome assembly.
GAUGGAGUGAUAGUUGGAGACGACAACGCCGAAGAGGCGCACACUCUCCCACUGGACCCGAAAUCGAUCACCUUCGCCACAAAUUUCACAAAUGAUAAACUGACGGUAAGUUGGAACAGAUGUUUUACAAGAACGAUGCUUGUCCUCUUGAAGCUGCUCACGAGAUGCACUACUUGCUGCGGAAGGAGCGGUGUAGCUAACACGGCAGCAGGAGAGAAAUGCCUAACAUUCUGUGACCAGAGACCGAACAGAUUCACCGCCCUCGACACCUCAUAUCUUCCAUGUUAUGACGUCUUCGAAAAUAUGAAACGCUGUUUCUUUGUCGAAAUCCGGCGGAAAGCCGAAGCGAAGUUUGGCGGAAAGACGACCUCUCAACAAAUACUGGACAAAUCCGGAGAAUUUUGA